AAGCCUAGCUCAGUAGAAGCUUUUGCAGUUGAGGUGAAAGAGAAACUUCAGUUGACUUGUGACUUUACAUUGCAGUAUGAAGAUCCUGACUUCAAUAAUGCACUCUGCAAUCUCAGCGAUAUGAGUGAUCUUCCUAACAAAGUGACACUGAAAGUUAUUCCACAUGUUCCUGUAAUGAAUUAUGACACAGCUGUUGGAAUUAAUGAACUGAUACCUUGUACAGCAAAUGAGACACAUAGAGGAGCAGAGUCCACCCACAGCACAUCUACAGACACUGUCAUCUGACAGUUCAAACUCAAUCAUCAGUGGCCCAAGUCUUUUGAGAUUCCUGACUUUUCUGUUGACAUCAGCUACAGACUGCGACAAGGAGACCUACUUUAUAUGAGGGAUGGAACUUAUCUCACUGUUCCUAGAGACAUGAAAUACUGCAGAAGUUGGCAGAGUGCAUGUACUGUACUCAUUUAAAGCAACCCUACGGAUGAAGAUUUUGCUGAAGUUGCCACAGCCCUUAUCAAGAAGCAUCCGUGUCUUCGAGAGCAAGGAUCAUCGACAGGGUGCGGAGGGUGGAAAAAUAGUCUCAAAUGUAAGAUGGGCAAUUACCCGUCAAAACUCCGGAAAGCUGGAUGCCUUGAUGUCACAGUUAAUGCAGGAAGAAGGGGCAAGUACUGUCCUGAAGGACAGCCUCCAAAACAGAACAUUAAAAAACCACGAAGAGAUGAAAGAAAUGACCUCCCUGAUUUCCCUUUAGGAAAGGAUAAAAUAUCUCUUGAAAAAGAUAUGGAACUGCUUGUUGAAGUAAUGCGAAAAAGAUUGCCUAAAAAGACCUUAGUUGCCCAAAAAUUGGACCAAACAUUUCCCUUACGAAGAAAAGAAAUAGUGGAAAUGGAGCCACCGAUCAAAACGAUGUUGGAACGCUGGCCAGCACUUUUUACUGAGCGCGAGGAAACGGAAGUUAUAAUUCGACGUACUGUGGUUCUUCGUGGUAUCCCUGUCCUUCUUGGGGAAAACCUCUCAGAGUUUUUCAAGGAGUCAGACAAAAACAACUUCGAGCACAUUCCUGUUGGCAUUCUGACAGUCAGCGAUGGAGACUCUCCUCACUGCUCUUCGGUGAUCCCUGUACAUUCAGGCUCCACUUUUAUCAUCAUAGAGGGAGGAAUUGUUAUGGAUGAUGUCAGGGACCUGCCUCUUGCUGUUUGUCUUGUGUUUGGACUAUCAUACGCACUCCAUCUUGAUUACAUGAAGAACACAUUUAACUUCAUCCAGCAAGUCACGCUUGAUCUGGGAUCAAAGUCACUUAACCCAAAACUUCAGACUUUGAAGAACCAGUUAUUUGCCUGAAUCAACACAUCUCAGAUUAGUAGGUUGAAAUGAUCUGACCUGCAGUUCACAUGGUCAUUACUGAGAUGGCAUGAUUUACAACACAAUGUCAUAGCAAGGAAAAUACAUUUGGUCAGUUGAAUGGAUUCACUUGUUUAUUCAGUAUUUAUAUUUGUUUAACAGCCUUAACACAUUUCAGUUCUGGCUUUUAUUUCUAGUUAUUUUCAUUGUUUGACCUAUUUCAUUGGAUCACUGUAUCCUUGUAUUAAUGUCAUUAUUGUGUAUCAUGUUCUGCUUACAAGCAUUCAAAUGAGGUUUGUAAAAUAUUAUAUGAAAGUAGAGAUGUUUAGACAGCUGAGGUUUUCCAUUCUACAGUUCUGUGGACUUUAUUUCUGAGAUGCCAGUUCAAUACAUUUUGAUGUAGGACUUUUCAUGUAGAUGUUUAAUUCAGAUUUACUCAAUUGCUUCAACUAUGUCUGCUAUAAUUUUGAAAAAUAAUUGUUUUGAAGUGAUCUGAAUGGAGAUGUGAUUGUGAUUUUACUAGUUGCAAUGUAUUUGAAACUGUACAUAAAAUUAAAUAGG
This is a messenger RNA of Hemibagrus wyckioides, 1899 nucleotides long. RefSeq lists its product as uncharacterized. The record is from RefSeq and is a predicted model, not a curated record. Bases 589 to 1338 code for a protein of 249 amino acids. NCBI's taxonomy places the organism in Eukaryota, Metazoa, Chordata, Actinopteri, Siluriformes, Bagridae. The transcript has 3 exons.